AUGUCUGAUCUAGAAUCGGAAUCAGCUUCAGAUUCAGGUCCAGAAUCUGAAAAUGAUGUUCGAGCACCACCACCAUUAGCUGCAUCGGUACUUUUAGAAAAAACUUCAAUAGUACCCCCACCUCCGCCUCCUGAGAAGGUUAGUAUUCGAUUAGUUUCAAUUGGAUCUACUCCGUCAGUAUCACCCAAUGUGAUUCGAAUCUCAGGAGACCGUUCCAUGGCUGCUGUGGGACAAUUUCUUCGAAAACGUCUACGUCUGAAAUCUGUUCAUUUGUAUAUUCAAAACACUUUUGAGCCUGGACCAGAUGAACUGGUUCAAGAUUUGUUUAAUUUAUUUAAAACCAAAAAUGAAUUGAUUGUUAGUUACUGUUUACAAGUUGCAUUUGGGUGA
Messenger RNA from [Candida] anglica, 390 nucleotides. The record is from the annotation of a GenBank genome assembly. Lineage: Eukaryota; Fungi; Ascomycota; Pichiomycetes; Serinales; Debaryomycetaceae.